This is a messenger RNA of Tremella mesenterica DSM 1558, 1920 nucleotides long. RefSeq lists its product as uncharacterized. Bases 1 to 1920 code for a protein of 639 amino acids. The record is from RefSeq and is a predicted model, not a curated record. NCBI's taxonomy places the organism in Eukaryota, Fungi, Basidiomycota, Tremellomycetes, Tremellales, Tremellaceae. The transcript is spliced from 6 exons.
AUGGCCCCUUCUACUCCUACAUCUAACCCUUUCGCCGCCAUGAGGAACUUUGGUGGUAUGGUGUCGUCUGCUCUUUCCUUCGGCGACAGAUCUCGCCAAGUCUCCUCCCUCGGCCUCGGCACCCUCUCUUUGGGGGAGCCGUCUGGCGAUGUCCCGCCUCCUCGCUCCGCUUCUCCUCCCGCCGGUCCUCCCGCUGGUUCUCCCUCUGCUUCUCCUCCUCCUGGUUCUCGCUCUGCUUCCCCUCCUGCCGCCAGCCCUCGCCGCAGGACGCCCGCCUUUCGUCCUGACUUCGAAGGAAAAGGGGGUGAUUAUAGUGAUGAGGAUGAUAGAAUCGUGUCGGAGGGUGAAACCGAGUUAGAGGAACACUCGGAUGAUGAUAUGGUGGCGGUUAGUGUAGAGGACAACAACGUAGAUAGUCCUGAGCCCGCUCCUGCCCCUCCCCCUGCUCAAAUUACGGUCGCUGCUCCCCACCCUUCUCCCAGAGGGGAGCCUUCGCCCAAACGGGUGAAGAGAUCAAUGCGGGAAGAAGAGUACUUGUGGGAGAAGAUGAAGUCCGAGCAUGGUCGUUGGAUCGCGGUUGGUGUCGACGAAGCGUGUGAUCGUUGCCGUAGACGUGAGAUUAUCAAGUAUAAUCGUCCAAACUGGCCGUGCCUCAAGGCAGUCAGACCACACAACAAGGCCCUCCGUUGUGCUUCAUGCACGUCUGGCCCCUGCUCCUUCUGUCCCGUUUCCUAUGCCCGGGACAUCCCGCCCCGUCCCUUUGACGCUUCUCCUCUCCCCCCUCCCCAGACUCCAGCGUCUGUCCCCCGUUCGCGGGUACCGUCUUCGUCUCUCCGGUCGGUUCGCCGUACUUCGCCGGACCUCCGCCCGUCGCCUCCGUCGCCGUCGCCCUUCGCUCCUGUGGCCGGCCCAUCACGUCUCCCGGCUGUUCCUCCUUCGUCUUCUCGCCGUCCUUCGGCCUCUGCUCCUUCGGCCUCCCGUCCUUCGGCCUCUCGUCCUUCGGCGCCACGUCCGUCCUCUCCAGUGGUAGCUUCUCCUCCGGCUCACAGCACCCAAAGUCGGCGUCCUUCUGUUCCUCCGGCCUCUUCGGCGGCCCCUCCCGUCACCCCUCCCUCUGCUUCCCAGAAGACACCGAAGUCUUCUUUAAAGAAAUCAAAAGGGAAAUCUAAAGGGAAGGAGGUUGCCUUCAAUGAUGGUGAUGUGGAAAAUGAAGAUACUCAGCGUGCUGGUCCCUCUGCUCCCCGGUUGUCCCUCGUCCACCCUCGUAUCUCCCUGGACGUCCGUAUUCCUGAGGACGAAAAGGAACUCGCCACUUAUCGUUCUCUCGUCCUCGGUCUCACUACUCAGCUCGAGGCCGCCCGAAAUGAUACAUCUCUCCUGCUUGACUUCUCUUCUCGUCAAGCUAACGCUUUAAACAAUCUUACUGCGGCGUUAGUAGAUGUAGUCAACACUGGGGCUCUGGACGACGAAGCAAGGACAAGGUUAGCGGCCGUCUCUCGCCGAAGCCUUACUGAGAUAGCCGAUGUUCGCCGAAGACUGUUCGACACCCCCUUCCUAGUCACUCCUAUGGCGUAUGAGCCACCACCGUCCCUUGACUGGUUAGGUCGCCGUAGUAAUUCUCGUGUCCCAGCUUCCGCCCAGACUGCUCUCGACCUCCUCAGUCUUCCCUUCGAGUGUCUACGGACCAUACGUUCUCUGUGGAGGACCCCGAGCAUGCAAGCUGCUCGAGAUGUCCAGGACUUCGGUGACUUCUUUGGGGCUAUGAAUCGGGCAUGGAAUGCUUCUCUCUCUACUGCGUUCCCGUCUGAGACUCUCGAUCUACCUUCGGUCAUCGGUAGCCUCCACACCAAUCCCGCGGGACCGAGUAGAUCGAAGGAGAAAGGAAAAGGAAAAGGUAAGGGUAAGAGUAAGGACAAGUGA